AUGACUAUUAAAUAUAAAGAGGAAGAGGAAUAUAGACAGCAGGUUGCUAAACAAAUAAGAUUAAAUCAAAUCCAUUUAGAAUCCUUAACACAUCCAGGAUCUAAGAUAACUUUCCCUGUUGAUCAUCCAAACCCGAUUCCAAAACCUGGGACAAGAAUCUUUUUCUUUGAUAUUGAUAACUGUUUGUAUAAAUCUUCCACUAGGAUUCAUGAUUUAAUGCAGAUUUCAAUUGAAAGAUAUUUUGAAAAUAAAUUAAAUUUGUCUCCGUUGGAAGCAAAGAGAUUAAAUCAUACAUAUUACAAAGAAUAUGGAUUAGCCAUUCGAGGACUAGUUAUGUUUCAUGGAGUGAAUGCAUUAGAAUACAAUGCUUUGGUUGACGAUUCUUUACCAUUACAAAAUAUCUUGGAACCGAACCUUAAACUAAGAAACAUUUUAAUUAAAUUGAGACGCUCGAAAAAAUUUGAUAAAUUAUGGCUGUUUACUAAUGCCUAUAAAACUCACGCGUUGAGAGUUAUUAGAUUAUUAGGGUUAGGUGACCUGUUCGAUGGAAUAACGUAUUGUGACUAUAAGCAAAUUGAUACAUUGAUAUGCAAACCUGAUGUAAUGGCUUUUGAGAGGGCAAAAUUACAAAGUGGAUUAUAUGAUUACAAGGAUGCUUGGUUUGUUGAUGAUAGCGGUUCAAAUAUUGCUACUGGUCUUCAAUUAGGUAUGAAACAUUGCAUACACGUAGUUGAAAAUAAGGGAAGUAAAAUGCAUGAAAUCUUGGGUCAGAGUCCUCCUGGUUCACAAGUAAUACAAUAUAUCACAGACUUACCAGAUAUCUUAUCUGAACUAGCAUAA
Messenger RNA from Arxiozyma heterogenica, 840 nucleotides. It is a transcript of the gene SDT1, whose product is annotated as nucleotidase. The coding region runs from base 1 to 840 and encodes 279 amino acids. Gene Ontology annotation, biological process: pyrimidine nucleobase metabolic process; nucleotide catabolic process. NCBI's taxonomy places the organism in Eukaryota, Fungi, Ascomycota, Saccharomycetes, Saccharomycetales, Saccharomycetaceae. Gene Ontology annotation, molecular function: nucleotidase activity. The transcript has a single exon. The record is from RefSeq and is a predicted model, not a curated record.